AUGAAUCUAUUGACAGCUCCUGGAGGAUCCGUUCGUGAGCAGCAAAUCUUAACUCGACUCUAUCUAGAUUUUUACUUAGCAUCACCUGGUAUCGUCAUGUUCUACACAGUCAUUGUCGAAUGUAGUACCAUUCAAACCUUUUCCGUAUCUUCAGUGAUGGAUGAUGCGAGUUGUUUACUACGAGUGAAUGCAUUUGACGAAACAUACACAACCAAUACGGUUCACAUUAUGUUAAUGCGUAGUAAUUUGAUUUGA
Messenger RNA from Adineta ricciae, 255 nucleotides. The record is from the annotation of a GenBank genome assembly. NCBI's taxonomy places the organism in Eukaryota, Metazoa, Rotifera, Eurotatoria, Adinetida, Adinetidae.